GGUGAUACACCAUACUCUCGAUCACCUGAGCUGCGAGUUUCACACAAGCUUGCGGAACGAAAGCGGCGAAAGGAAAUGAAAGAGCUGUUUGAUGAGCUUCGGGACUCAUUGCCCGUGGACCGUAGUCUUAAAACAAGCAAGUGGGAGAUUUUGAGCAAA
Lobosporangium transversale is the source of this 159-nucleotide messenger RNA. Its product is annotated as bHLH transcription factor-like protein. The annotation marks the transcript as partial. Gene Ontology annotation, biological process: positive regulation of transcription by RNA polymerase II. The transcript has a single exon. Gene Ontology annotation, molecular function: DNA-binding transcription factor activity; protein dimerization activity. The record is from RefSeq and is a predicted model, not a curated record. Gene Ontology annotation, cellular component: RNA polymerase II transcription regulator complex. NCBI's taxonomy places the organism in Eukaryota, Fungi, Mortierellomycota, Mortierellomycetes, Mortierellales, Mortierellaceae.